Neltuma alba is the source of this 1136-nucleotide messenger RNA. RefSeq names its product transmembrane protein 41B-like. The record is from RefSeq and is a predicted model, not a curated record. Gene Ontology annotation, cellular component: membrane. The coding region runs from base 84 to 788 and encodes 234 amino acids. NCBI's taxonomy places the organism in Eukaryota, Viridiplantae, Streptophyta, Magnoliopsida, Fabales, Fabaceae. The transcript has 2 exons.
UCCAAACGCUCGGCGAACGAAGGGCGGCGAUAAGUAGCGAGAAAUUUGGGCGCGAGAUCUCUGCCCCAGCUGCGUAGGAGAAAAUGGGAAUGGGAAGAUGGUUGAAGAUAGCUGUGCUUGUGGGGAUCCUGGGGAUAUUUAGAGGAUUGAUAAAGAAUUAUGGAUGGGACUGGGACAAAGACGUAGCUAUUCAGAUAUUGAAAGAUCAGUAUGAUAAACUGGGUAUUUGGGCCAUCCCACUGUACGUCGCUAUACAUACACUCUCUCUCGCUCUCUGUUUGCCCUCUUCUGUUUUCUUGGAAGCCGCCGCUUCUCUGCUAUUUGGCUUUUUCCCGGCCCUGCUCUGCGUCUUCUCGGCUAAGGUGCUCGGUGCUUCUCUUUCGUUCUGGAUCGGCAGGUUAAUCUUGAGAAGUUCAAGUUCAGCAGUAGGGUGGGCUCAGAAAAACAAAUAUUUUCAUCUCCUUUCUAGAGGAGUUGAGCAAGAUGGUUGGAAAUUUGUACUUCUUGCUCGCUUCUCUCCUUUGCCCUCCUAUGUUGUUAACUAUGCACUUGCUGCUACUAAAGUAGGGUUCUUGUUGGAUUUUCUGCUUCCCACUGUUAUCGGAUGCAUCCCAAUGAUCCUGCAGAAUACUUCUCUUGGAAGCCUUGCUGGUGCUGCUGUUGCUACGGCCUCUGGCUCUGGGAAAUCUCCAAUAUGGUCUUACCUGUUUCCAGUAGUUGGUAUACUAUCUAGUGUGCUUAUUUCUUUGAGAAUCAAGAAGUACUCAAAGUCACGUUUCAAUAGCUAAAAGCUUUCUGUUCAAAGAUAACCCUUUUGACCUGGGGUAGAACUUAUCUGGAAAUGAAGUGCCCUGAAAAGAGUUAGUCUUUUGGGUUGAUAUUCAUAUUUAGUCUCUGACAUGUUCUAUUAUGCCGACUCCUUAUAGGACUUUUUUUUUGUCCUAUCCCUUUUCUUCUUAGGACUGUUUUUUGUGAUAACACUUGCACCAAUGAUCUACUUAUGAACGUCACACAGCUAAAAGAAUCCAUGUAUUGGUGGUGAGUGGAAUUAAUUGUUGAGAGUAUUUCUUCAGUAGGUCCAAGUACUAGAAAAGUCGUCAGCAAAGGAGUUGGCCAUGUGAAGUUCCUUUGCGUCA